This is a messenger RNA of Nerophis ophidion (straightnose pipefish), 3293 nucleotides long. It is a transcript of the gene rnf31, whose product is annotated as ring finger protein 31. The record is from RefSeq and is a predicted model, not a curated record. Gene Ontology annotation, cellular component: LUBAC complex. The coding region runs from base 143 to 3163 and encodes 1006 amino acids. Gene Ontology annotation, molecular function: K48-linked polyubiquitin modification-dependent protein binding; K63-linked polyubiquitin modification-dependent protein binding; zinc ion binding. The transcript is spliced from 24 exons. Gene Ontology annotation, biological process: protein linear polyubiquitination. NCBI's taxonomy places the organism in Eukaryota, Metazoa, Chordata, Actinopteri, Syngnathiformes, Syngnathidae.
AGUAGUGUGCGUAUGACGUCACGCAUCAGGCUGUGAUGCUGAUUUUUCUGCGGCAGAGGAGAGUCGAGGAGCCGCCAAUAAAAGCCUCUCGACGCGUGCGACAGGACCGGCCUUUCUCCGCUGUGUUGCCCGGAAAAGGAGGAUGCCCUCGCUGUCGGAGCAGCUACGUGAGGCUCGCAGCCAGGCGGAGGUGUGCCUGUACUCGGGCAGCCGGGUACUGGAGGUGCGUGCCGGGGUGAUGGCCCUGGCUCUCCUGCCCCUGCCGCCCUGCUCCAAGUACCUGCACAUCGCUGCAGAGAACAUGGUGGUCCACAACAGCUUUGGCAGCAACAGGAAGGAGACGCUGGCCUCCCUGCAGCGUUUGUCCACGGCCUUGAACAUCCUGGAGAAGUACGGCUGCAACCUCACCAACCCCAACAGGCCCAAGUACUGGAGGACCGUCAAGCACAACAACCCCGUCUUCAGGGCCACCGUGGACGCCGUCCAGGGGGGCAGGGCCGUGCUGGCUCUCUACGGCUACUCCAACCAGCAGCCGGACGGCCUCAGCUUCCCCGAUGACAUCAGCGACCCCGACGUGGGCCGGGUGGCCGCCGUGGCCGUGGAGGUGAUGAGUCUCAGGAUGGAGCUGGAGAUGCUCAUCAAGGAGACUCACCAGCAUCCAGAAUUCUACGAGAGGGUCAUCCCCACGCUGAGACACAAGGAAGUGGGUCUGAACACGGACGCCGUGGUGGCCACCUCGUCUCUCAGACCUCAGAGCAAGUCUCUGGUCUUCCCUCUGCAGCGUGUUAGCUCCUUCUCCCACCAUCACAGUCUCACACCCGUAUCGCCCUCCCACACACACCCAGAGAACUGCACCACCCUCACCACCUCGUCGUCAUGGCAACCCCCCGCCGGACCCCCCACUCAAAGUCCUCCCACCUGGCAUUGUCCUGAGUGGUCCCAAGACGUGCAGUGUGAGGCCCCAACCCCCCAACACCACCCGCCUGCUACCCUCCCAGUUUCAGAGUGGGUGUGCAGGAGCUGCACGGUGGUGAACGCGGGUGUGAGCGUGCUGUGUGAGGUGUGUGACAGACCCCGCCUGGCCACCAGACCUCCAGUGGCGGCCUCACACCCGCCUGCAACACCACCCAGGCCUCCUGCACCCGUGCUGGGCAUGCCGGGGGAUCCUGACAGCCAGUGGGUGUGCCAGUUCUGCACCUACCUCAACUACUCCCCCGCCACGGCGUGCGAGAUGUGCGACCUGGCGCGCCCGGAGCCCGCCCCUCUGCCGGCCAAGCUCCGCCCACCCUCCCCGGUCAGGCGGGUGCCCGCCCUGCCGGUCAAGCGCAAAGUGAGCGCCCAGGAAGACCUGGACUCCUGCAGGCAGCGGCGGCUGAAGGAGGAGGGGCUUAAGCUGGUCCAGCUGAUACGUGAGGGGGAGAAGGUGGGCAUGAGUCCUGAGGAGGUCUACACCUGGACCAGGGUGGCAGGAGAUAGUCCCCUAGGGGCCUGCAGGUGGAUGAAGUCCCAACUACCUCUGCAGUUGGACAAGAUCAUCACGUUGGCAGCAACCUUGUCGAGCAAGCUGCAGCCCGACCAGGAGGGGGAGGGGCCUAGCCCAGGUGUGCUGCACCUGUCCAGAGCGGAGGCCAAGCAGGGCUGGCUGUCAGCAGGGGGCGCCACCGAGCGGGCGGCCAGACAGGCUCUGAGGGACAGACUGGCCAAGGUGCAGGUCCUGGUCUCCCUGGGCUUCAGGGAGGAGUCUCGCUGUCACGAGGUGUUGAGACAAGGUGGAGGUCAGCUGAGAGCCGCCCUCACUCUUCUGCAGCGCCCCCUCAUGGACGCUUUCCAUCAGCGCAUCUGGAGCCAGCAGCCUGAGCCGCCCCUGGACAUCCACCAUCCUGACAAGCAGCGCACGUGUCGCAGGCUGCUGGCGGUGUACGACCUGCCCAGCUGGGGCCGCUGUGAGCUGGCACUGUCUCUGCUUCUGGAGAAGCACGCCCCCUACGCCCUGGAUGAUGUGGUGCAGGCUGUCAGAGAGUCUCAUGACCGGGACUUCAUCAAGAGAGUCCUGGCCAAGGAAUGUCCCAUCUGUCUCUCCGUCUUCCCCCACAGCAAAAUGCAGUCCCUGACGUCCUGCCAGUGCUCCGUCUGCUGCGGAUGUUUCCAGCAACACUUCACCAUCGCGGUGAGGGACAAACACAUCCGAGACAUGGUGUGUCCCGUCUGCUGGGAGCCAGACAUCAACGACCCCGAACACCUCAACAGCUACUUCUCCACCUUGGACAUCCAGCUGAGAGAGUGUUUGGAGCCGGAGGUCUACGAGCUUUUCCACAAGAAGCUGACCGAACAAGCUCUCAUCAAAGACCCCAAGUUCCUGUGGUGCUGUCACUGCUCCUACGGCUUCAUCUACGACGGCGACCAGCUGAAGGUCACCUGCUUCCAGUGUCGCAACACUUUCUGUGCCCACUGCAAGAAGCCUUGGGAGUCCCAGCACGCGGGACUGUCGUGUGAGCAGUACCAGUGGUGGAAGAGAGAGAACGACCCCGAGUACCAGAGGCAGGGUCUGGCGGGCUACUUGCGAGACAACGGCAUCACGUGUCCCAACUGCCGCUUCCAGUACGCCCUAUCCAAAGGAGGCUGCAUGCACUUCUGCUGCUCACAGUGUCGCUACCAAUUCUGCAGUGGUUGCAACAACCCUUUCCACACUACGUGUGCAGUGGAGGAGUGCACGGUAUCUGGACUACAUGCCCAUCACCCCCGAGACUGUCUCUUUUACUUGAGGGACUGGGAACCUUCUAGACUGCAGGCGCUACUACAGAAGAACGGUGUGACCUUCAACACUGACCCUCCUCCUGGAACACAAACAGGACUGUGCGGGGUGAUCGAGCAGAAGGACGACGGAGGCCAGCAAGCGGACUCGGCCUGCGGAGCACACACCCAACCGGGACACGCCGGACUCUGCGAGAAGCACUACAGAGAGUACCUGGUCAGCCUCAUCAACAGCAACUCCCUGGACCCGGCUCACCUCUACACCUCCAACGAACUCCUGCUGGCCUGCCGCAGGUACAAGGUGGAGGACUCCCGCGCCCAGGCUGAAGAUGGAGUGCUUUACUACAGCCGGCUGAUGGAGAAGCUGAUGGCUGAAGUUCCACUCGGUGACAAAGUUCCACGCAAGAAAUAAUAAGUUGAUGAAGAAGAAGAUGAUGAUGAUGAUGAUGAUGAUGAUGCAACAAUGAAAGUCACCAACAAAUAUUCCAAGAAGAAAAAUCCUCCAAUGAAAAUUGAAAAAUGAAAAUAAAGUAUUCAACAUA